GUAACGGCCGGGAUAGAAGGUGACUUAUCCCUGCUUACAUACCGAAUACGCGCGCAGCUGCGAGGGAAUAAAAUGAAUAUUCAAAACAGCCGUGGAGUAAACAGAGCCGAGCAACAAUCGAGAUAUCUCUCAUAAGACCUGCGAGUGAUUUCUGGACCUUUCAGCGCUUUCUCUGAGGAGUUACUAAUCAAUUUUUGGAUAAACUUUUUGUUGGAUUUCACUGUCACUACUGCAAAAACAGACCUUUCAGGAUGGAUGAUAGACAAUGCUACUACAACGAAACCAUAGCCUUUUUUUACAAUCGUAGUCAGAAGUAUCUGGCCACAGAAUGGAACGCUGUAAGCAAGCUAGUCAUGGGACUUGGGAUUACAGUAUGCAUUUUCAUAAUGCUAGCAAACCUGCUGGUGAUGGUGGCCAUCUACAUCAACCGCCGCUUUCACUUUCCAAUCUACUAUCUAAUGGCUAACCUAGCAGCCGCGGACUUCUUUGCAGGACUUGCCUAUUUCUACUUGAUGUUUAACACGGGGCCCAAUACAAGAAGGCUAACGGUUAGCACGUGGUUGCUUCGACAAGGCCUCAUCGAUACAAGCCUUACAGCCUCAGUUGCUAACUUGCUAGCUAUAGCCAUUGAGCGCCACAUAACUGUGUUCCGCAUGCAGCUCCAUACCCGCAUGAGCAAUCGGAGGGUAGUUGUGGUUAUAGUCAUCAUCUGGACCAUGUCUAUCGUCAUGGGGGCUAUUCCUAGCGUGGGCUGGAACUGCAUCUGCGCCAUAGACACUUGUUCCAAUAUGGCCCCACUCUACAGCAACUCGUACCUGGGCUUCUGGGCAAUCUUUAACCUGGUGACCUUCGUGGUGAUGGUCGUACUUUAUGCACACAUAUUUAUGUAUGUGCGUCAGCGGACCAUGAGGAUGUCCCGGCACAGCUCGGGUCAACGGCGUAACAGGGAUACUAUGAUGAGCUUGCUGAAAACUGUCGUGAUUGUAUUGGGUGCUUUCAUCGUGUGCUGGACGCCCGGUUUGGUUAUUCUUCUGCUGGACGUGGUCUGCGCCAACUGCAACGUCCUGACCUACGAAAAAUUCUUUCUUCUGUUAGCGGAAUUCAACUCCGCCAUGAACCCAAUCAUUUACUCGUACCGGGACAAGGAGAUGAGCAUCACAUUCAAACAGAUCCUGUGCUGUCAGCGACAGGAGAACGUGAACGGUACUGCCGAGGGGUCCGACCGGUCUGCAUCCUCCAUCAACCACACGGUUCUGAGCGGCGCUCACCAUAAUGACCAUUCAGUGGUCUGAGGUUCAACAGGGGCCAGAUCGACUCACUAUACGCAAGAAGAGACUGUGAAAAAGGCAUUUUCAUCAGCAAAAGACUUGUGGUUAUGAAGUUUGAUUCGCUUUGUCAGUCUUUGACACUAUAUUGAACUAUUUAAAGGCUAAUCCAGGUGGAUUUAAGAAGCCAGUUAUAAUUGUUCCCGUAUUAUGGAAAACAUUGGUGUUUUCAGCAAGUUCUCACUCUCACGUAAUAAACCAGCAGGCGGGUUGAUGUCAAAAACAGGUCAAAAACACUAGUCGAUUUGAUGUCAAAAUACGGAUGUUUAUUAGACAUCCACACACUGCCCUUUUGACUACCAAAAUAAACAAACUAAAAUAAAUAAAACAAAUUA
This is a messenger RNA of Danio rerio (zebrafish), 1660 nucleotides long. It is a transcript of the gene lpar1, whose product is annotated as lysophosphatidic acid receptor 1. Gene Ontology annotation, biological process: signal transduction; G protein-coupled receptor signaling pathway. Gene Ontology annotation, cellular component: membrane; cell surface; plasma membrane. NCBI's taxonomy places the organism in Eukaryota, Metazoa, Chordata, Actinopteri, Cypriniformes, Danionidae. The record is from RefSeq and is marked provisional. Gene Ontology annotation, molecular function: lysophosphatidic acid receptor activity; G protein-coupled receptor activity.